Messenger RNA from Salarias fasciatus (jewelled blenny), 4827 nucleotides. RefSeq names its product nuclear receptor binding SET domain protein 2 (gene nsd2). The transcript is spliced from 20 exons. Gene Ontology annotation, molecular function: protein binding; histone methyltransferase activity. Lineage: Eukaryota; Metazoa; Chordata; Actinopteri; Blenniiformes; Blenniidae. The record is from RefSeq and is a predicted model, not a curated record. The coding region runs from base 180 to 3809 and encodes 1209 amino acids. Gene Ontology annotation, cellular component: nucleus.
CGACCAAUCAGGAGUGAGCAUUUUUCGCGCUGGUCGGCCGGAGAGUUUGAGUUUCCCGCAAGCUUUUGGUUCGACUUGAAUGAAAUCCUCCGCUUUGCAGGAUGAAUACGAACGUUUGCUCCCUUUAAACACGGACAGGAGACCGAACAGCUCAGUGAGCCUGGAGGGGGUUAGAUGGGAUGGACAGCAUUGGUAGCUCCCUGCCUUCGAUGCCCGAGCCAGCCAACCCGAUCAGCAUGAAGCAGCCGCCAGAGUCCCUGAGCAUACAGAAGGGUCGGGGCGAUAUGCUGAGCGACCCGGCUCUGCUCAUGGAUAAGGCCGCGGCGCAGGUGGCCGCCACACUACAGGACAGUGUUCUCCAGAAGAUGGCUGGCCAUAAUCACAACAACCAUGAGAGACUCAAGGACCUCACCUCCCUGGUGCUGAACGGCGACCAGGACACGCUGCCCAAGCUUUGUGCGCCGGAGCCCCCCAUGCUGAAGGGCGCCGAGGUGCCCACUACGAAUGGCACCCAUCAGCACAGCUGCACUCCGCAUGGCGAGCCCGAACUCAAGGCGACGGUACCCCAGGUGGUCCAGCAGCCGCUGUUUGAGCCGUGCCGCGCUAAUGGCACCAGCUUGGACGCCCCCAGCGAAGGCUCGCUGUCCGGACCCGACGACACGCAGAGUAAGAAGAGCCGGAGGGGGAGACCUGAUAAACCAAAGCCACGUGCAGACUUCAGUGCGUCCGUCGUCCCCGUGGAGCCGCUCGACCACACAGAUGCCGCUGAGGAACCUGGACCUGCUAAAGAGCCUGAACUCCGGUCAGACGCAGAGGAAGCAGCAGAAGAGUCUCCAGCACUGAACCGUUUCUCUGUGGGAGACCUGGUCUGGACCAAGGUGACCGGAUACCCCUGGUGGCCCUGCAUGGUGACCACAGACCCCGAAUCCAACAACCACUUCAAGCAGAGACAGAAAUCCCCCAGGAGCAGGCUGGGCGUCCUCUACCACGUCCAGUAUUUCGGAGACGCCCCGGAGAGAGGCUACGUGUUCGAGAAGAACAUGGUGUUCUUCACCGGUGUGGAUCAGUACCAGGAGCUGAGCCAGCUGAACAAACGGCGGGCGUCCCGGCUCGUCCACAGGAAGACGGCUCCUCCCAAACCCCGUAAACUCCAGGCUCAGUGGAACGCCGGCAUCGUUCAGGCCAAGGAGGCGCUGGGCGCGUCGCCGGACAGCCGCCUGGAGAAAUUCGGCUUCCUGUACGACGGGGACGAGCCCCGCCUGAACCCCCGGGUCCUGGAGCAGCUGCAGCCCAAGCAGAGUCCGGAGACGGAGUCCCGGCUGGGCCCGGCCCGGGUCCCCGAACCGAAUCCUCCGGCCUCGGCGGCCGACGUCCAGCCGAAGAAGAGGAGGAGGAAGAAUCAGCUGCAGCCCCUCCCCAAGACCGUGAGGAAGAGGAGGAAGGCCACGCCUGCAGAGGACAGCGGCCGAGUCCCCGCGAGGAAGAGGAAACCCAAGCUGCCCCCCUCAGCCGGCGACGCCUCCAGAGCCGCUCCAGUUAAAAGGGAACGGAGGAGGAGGCUGAAAAGGCCGCGGACAGACUCUGCGACAGACUCUGCGACAGACAAGGAUCAGCAGCCGAAAAAGAGACGCCGAGCCAGCAAGGCUGCUGAGAAACAGGGCUCUGGCAGUGAAGGACGUCCCGACUCCCCGAGCGACAGCUUAGACGGGACGAAGAAAGGCGAACGGAAACAGAAAGAGUUCGUCUGUCAGGUGUGUGAGCAGGCCGGUGAGGAGCUGGUUCCCUGUGAGGGCCAGUGCUGUGGGAUGUUUCACCUCCACUGCAUGGGUCAGUCCUUCAAACCUGAAGACAAGCUGAUGUGUGAGGAGUGCAGCUCAGGAAUUCACGCUUGCUUCAUCUGUAAGAAGUCCGAAGGGAAAGCUCGCCGCUGCCACGUCCCGCACUGCGGAAAGUUCUACCACGAGGCGUGCGUCCGCCUCAACCCGCUCACCGUCUUCGACAACCGCGGCUUCCGCUGCCCGCUGCACACCUGCCUGAGCUGCCACUACGGGUCCCACAAGUCCAGCAAGACCAGGCUGAUGCGCUGCCUGCGCUGCCCCGUGGCGUACCACGUGGGCGACCUGUGCGUGGCCGCCGGCAGCGAGAUGAUCACCAACACCGCCUUCAUCUGCACCAACCACUUCCACGCCAAGAAGGGCUACAGGCACCACAGCCACGUCAACGUCAGCUGGUGCUUCGUCUGCUCCAAAGGAGGGCAGCUGCUGUGCUGCGAGUCGUGCCCCGCCGCCUUUCACCCCGACUGCCUGAACAUCGCCAUGCCCGACGGGAGCUGGUUCUGCAACGACUGCCGAGCUGGAAAGAAACCCAAAUACAGAGACAUCAUCUGGGUCAAGCUGGGGACGUACAGGUGGUGGCCGGCAGAAAUCCAUCAUCCCAGGAACAUCCCCACGAACAUCCAGCACCUCCGGCACGAGAUCGGAGAGUUCCCCGUCUUCUUCUUCGGGUCCAAGGAUUACUUCUGGACGCACCAGGGCCGAGUGUUUCCCUACAUGGAGGGCGACCGGGGCAGCAAGAGCCAGCGGAGCGUCCUGGGAAAGCUCUUCAAGAACGCUGUUUUGGAAGCCGAAGCUCGAUUUAAGGAGGUGAAGAUGAAACGGGAAGCGAUAGAAGCAAAAGAGAACAGCAGGAAGCCUCCUCCGUAUAAAUCCAUCAAGGUCAACAAGCCGUUCGGCGGGGUUCAGGUCUACACCGCCGACAUCUCCGAGAUCCCCAAGUGCAACUGCAAGCCGUCGGUGGAGCGGCCGUGCGGCUUCGAGUCGGAGUGCCUGAACCGCAUGCUGCAGUACGAGUGCCACCCCGAGGUGUGUCCCAGCGGCGAGCGCUGCUGCAACCAGGACUUCACCAAACGCCUCUACCCCGAGGCCAAGAUCAUCAAGACGCCCGGCAAAGGCUGGGGCCUCGUCUCGCUGAGGGACAUCAAGAAGGGCGAGUUCGUCAAUGAGUACAUCGGAGAGCUGAUCGACGAGGAGGAGUGUCGGGCCAGGAUCAAGUUCGCUCACGAGAACAACAUCACCGACUUCUACAUGCUGACCAUCGACAAGGACCGGAUCAUCGACGCCGGGCCAAAAGGAAACUACUCCCGCUUCAUGAACCACAGCUGUCAGCCCAACUGCGAGACGCAGAAGUGGACGGUGAACGGAGACACUCGAGUGGGUCUGUUCGCCGUCUGCGACAUCCCGGCAGGAACGGAGCUGACCUUCAACUACAACCUGGACUGCCUCGGCAACGAGAAGACGGUGUGCCGCUGCGGCGCGCCCAACUGCAGCGGCUUCCUGGGAGACCGGCCCAAAAACUCCAACGGCCAGGCGGCCGAGCCCAAAGCCAAGAGGACGAAGAGGAAACAAAAGAGGAGGAAAACGGAGGGGAAGAAGUCGGACGACGAGUGUUUCCGCUGCGGUGACGGAGGCCAGCUGGUGCUGUGCUGCAAGAAGACCUGCGCCAAGGCCUACCACCUGUCCUGCCUCAACCUCACCAAGAGGCCCUUCGGUCGCUGGGACUGCCCGUGGCAUCACUGUGACGUCUGUGGGAAGAACUCGGUGGCCUUCUGCCAGCUGUGCCCCAACUCCUUCUGCAAGGCCCACCAGGAGGGGGCGCUGCGGGCCUGGAAGCCCACCGGCCAGCUCUGCUGCUCGGAGCACGAGGAGCUGGACGGGCAGACCGCCGCCUCGCAGCCCGCCGCCGCCGCCGCCCCAAAAGGCUCCAGGAAGGCCCGCAUGAAGGGCUCCAAGAGGAAAGCGGCCGAGGCCUGACCUGACCUUUGACCCGACUGACACCAAACCAGACUGAAGCCCCGCCCCUGCCCCCGCCCCCCCAGCUCUCUCUUUCUCUGGUCUCGUCUGCACUGAGGUGAUCGUGUGUUGAAGCACAACCAGCAGAGCAGCUCAGCGAUCUUCAUCCACUGGAUCCGAACUCGACCUCUGACCCCACUGCCCGACUCACUUUGUACUUUUGUAGCCGGAUCCACUGAGGGGCGGCGCCGCUUCUCAGAGCUAUAUCUAUAUAUGUGUAUAUGAAAGACCAAAACUAUGAUGACUGGAAGAGUGAGACGCCGCCGCCAAGCCGAGCUUUUAUUUUGUAGUAGAGUGUUGAGACACUACGGACGGCCUCCUUGUUUUUCUAGCCUUAGAUCACGUUACGCUGUAGAUUAGCCUCUGAGAGUGUAGCUCAGACCGACCUGUAGGCCAGUUUCUCUGAAGAAGACGACGGCUGAAAACACUACGGGGCUUUCCGGGCCGCUGAAGGAACGCCGCCGAGCUCACGGUGCUUUAAUCCAAACACUCCGACGCUUCCCGCCUCCCUCGCGCUUCCGUCUUCAGCUCUGCUUCGUGUUUUUUCUACGUCAAGCUUAAAAAUAAAUCACAGCUUCACUUUUUCACUCCAGAAAGCAAAACAAAUGAAACCCUAAGAGGAAGUUGACAUUUUCAGAAUAAACUUAUGAUGAAGCAUUAAAAUGUUCAUCUCAGUCCUUCGUUAAGGAAAGUUAUUUUUUUUAUUUGAAGUUAAAGAAAACGAUCAAGAAUGACGAAUUCAUAAAGUCUCAGUUGAACUUGAAGCAAAAUUUUAAAAAAGUUUUUUUUUGUCUUUUCCAUUCCUCAACAUUCCGACCUGGUUCUUCAAACUGAACUUUAUUUCUAAAGACGUUACUUAAACAAAAGGUCAGACAUUUUACGGACUCGUUAAGUUCAAAACUUUUUGCCGACUGAAGUCAGUUUAUAUUCAGGAAACGAGGAGGACGGUUGAAACUGACUGAAAAUAUUUAAAGCAAAU